AUGGAGGUUGCCUCUAACAGCGAGAGGUGGUCAUUAAAUUGGUUCUGUGACUUCCUCACCCAAAUUUUGUUCGCCACAGAAUUUCUCAGUUUGAAAGAAGACAAGGCGCCCAUCAAGGAGAAGGCAUGGGCUAAUAUUGUUUGCUGUUGUUUGACAGGGAAAUGUCGAGAAGAGGAUGGUAAAUUCUUCAUUGGGUCAAACAAGCAUGAGAAGCUGGAAGAAGUCAAGAUGACUGUGAAUGUUCAUAAAACCAAUGACGCCUCCCUGGUUGUGAGUUGGAAACAAGCCGUGGGCUUCAUCACAGCCAAGUUGAGUGCUCCAUUUGUCUUGAACAAACUCCCCACUCAGACUCCUUCUAUUCAUUUGAUGGAAAUGCUCGAAUGUCAAUUAGCAAAGAAGCAAGGCGAACUCAAAAGUUUGAAAUCCGAAGAAGCCCAGUACAAAAGACUCAUCGAAACCUUGAAAAGCGAGAAAGAUUCUCUCGAGAAGAGGUCCAAACAAGACAAGAAGCAAAUAGUUCGAGGGGCGGUGACAAAGCUCAACAAGCACAAGAGCGAGAUCGAACAAUGGCUGGAGCGCAAGUUGCCUAGGGAUGACGACUAUCACACCUCGGACUCAGAUUCUCCGACUGCCACCACAGCAGCAAGGCAAGACGAUCAGCAACAUGCCCUCCCAUCCUCGAUGGAGCAAGGAGCGAUUGUUGUACCCGAUGAGGAGCCCACAUCUGCGAACGCUGACUCCACUCGAGAAGGAUUACAAGCCAGGCCUCGAAAGCGCAACAAGAGAAGACAGGAGGAUCAGACAAGUACCUAG
Messenger RNA from Guillardia theta CCMP2712, 813 nucleotides. RefSeq lists its product as hypothetical. The transcript is spliced from 2 exons. Lineage: Eukaryota; Cryptophyceae; Pyrenomonadales; Geminigeraceae. The record is from RefSeq and is a predicted model, not a curated record. Bases 1 to 813 code for a protein of 270 amino acids.